CAGAGUCAAUCGCUGUUCAACAGGUGGCUUUGUAGAGUUUGUAGCUGGAGUAGCGCAGCUGUGAUUUAGUUAUUCUCUCUUUCUGUUUACGCUAAAAAAAAAAUCUCACACUGCAAGCCUUAAAGAAUCAGAGCGUCGGAAUGGUAAACUUUUUAUGACACGUGGAACUUUUUAGACUUUUCGAUAUAUUUUUAUUUCACUUUGGUCAGGCAAACUUGCCUAGUGUGUGUAUAGCAUGCGGCAAUAAGCUGCACCUGCGCCCUGUUUGUUUGCCUUAAGUUUUUUUCGGCUGAUAUUUCGGCUAAUUAUCGACUCGACCAAGUUUCCGAGAUCACAAUGAUGUACAGCAUGAUGGAGCACGAACUUAAAACCCAGCCGGGUCAACAAAAUCCUCACCCGAACGGCCAACUCAUGUCGCAACACGGCGGCUCCGGAAACGUGCCUCAGGCAGCUCCGAAAAGCGCGUGCCCGCCCGGCGCAGACCCCAUGGACAAAGUGAAGCGGCCCAUGAACGCGUUUAUGGUGUGGUCCCGAGCUCAGAGGCGCAAGAUGGCCCAGGAGAACCCAAAGAUGCACAACUCCGAGAUCAGUAAGCGCCUGGGCGCCGAGUGGAAGCUGCUGACCGACGCCGAGAAGCGGCCGUUCAUCGACGAGGCUAAGCGGCUGCGCGCCGCGCACAUGAAGGAGUACCCCGACUACAAGUACAAGCCUCGGCGCAAGAGCAAGCCGCCGGUGAAGAAGGACAACUCUGCGGCCAAGUACCCUCCGCUGCCCGGCGGCAGCCUGCUGGCCGCGGCGCAUGCGCAGAGUGGAAGCCCGCGCGUGGACAGCUACGGCUGGGCUCCGGCUGGAAGCUACGCGGCCGUACAGGGAGACGCGCUCGCUUACCAACAGCAGCUGCACCGGUACGAGCUUCCUCUGCAGUACGCGGCGCCCAUGUCCCAGACCUACAUGAACAGCGCCAACUCCUACAGCCCAAUGUCAUACAGCAGCAGUCCCCAGCAGCCCAGCCCUGUAAUGUCUAUGGUCAAGCCUGAGGCCUUCACUCACUCCCCGACAGGAGCAACAAACCACCACCGUGGGGCAGUUCAAGGCGACCUUAGGGACAUGAUCAGCAUGUACAUCCCUGGAGGUGAUGUAGGGGACCCCACAGCACAGCGGGGUUACCCAAGUGUCCAGCAGCAUUAUCUGGGCAGUACUGUGCCCCUGACGCACAUCUGAAAUGGAGAAGAGAAAGGACUGGGACUAGCUCAGCUGGAUCACUACGUAGACUUGUAGUGCAACAAGUAAUCCCUAUGGAUUCUUGGUGGAUGUUGUGAGUACCUGUUGCACAUAGGAACAUUCGCUACCUCUUUGAGUGAUCUUGCUCGUUUUUUUUCUUCUUUUUUUCCCUCCUCCUUUGUAGAUUUGUUCACCCCUUUCUUACAGCCCCUUUUUUUCUGUAUUUUAUUUUUUUUCUGCCCAGAAUUUCACCUUUAAUACAGCUUGGAUGUACUUUCCACAACAUUCUAAUAUAGAUGGGUAUGACAUGUCUGUGUAAUUGGCAUUUUUGUGGCAGGUUACAAUUUUUUCUUUUUUCUUUGUAAGACAUUUGCUUUGUACAUAUGAUCCAAAUUCUGAAAUCUGA
This is a messenger RNA of Clarias gariepinus (North African catfish), 1627 nucleotides long. It is a transcript of the gene sox19b, whose product is annotated as SRY-box transcription factor 19b. Gene Ontology annotation, molecular function: DNA-binding transcription factor activity, RNA polymerase II-specific; RNA polymerase II cis-regulatory region sequence-specific DNA binding. The record is from RefSeq and is a predicted model, not a curated record. Gene Ontology annotation, biological process: anatomical structure morphogenesis; regulation of DNA-templated transcription; cell differentiation. The transcript is spliced from 2 exons. Lineage: Eukaryota; Metazoa; Chordata; Actinopteri; Siluriformes; Clariidae. Bases 337 to 1221 code for a protein of 294 amino acids.